AUGCCCGCCUCUGCCUCGCUCCUCCACCUCUACGACUGCUGGCCCGCCUACAAGUACGUCAACUUCUCCCGGACCAUCUACGACGCCAUGGCAUACCUCAACGACACCAUCACCGUUAACAGCAACUACAUCUCCAUGCUCGCCGCGCUGAAGCGGUACGGCGACGACACGUCCGUCUGGGUGCCGCCGCAGACGGAGCGCGACGGGUACUAG
This is a messenger RNA of Triticum turgidum subsp. durum (durum wheat), 213 nucleotides long. NCBI's taxonomy places the organism in Eukaryota, Viridiplantae, Streptophyta, Magnoliopsida, Poales, Poaceae. The record is from the annotation of a GenBank genome assembly.